AGGAGUGGGAGGUCCACCGAGGUCAGAACUCCUCGUUUUCAAAGCGUCCUCUCCAAUGAGCCCUGGAAAGGGAAGACAUUUCCAGUAAAUGGCAAGUCCAAAGUCUCGGUUUUGCAGCCUCCACUUGUGACAAAGUUCUACUUCUCGAGAGAUCUUGGCUUUAUGAGCCAUGCAGCGGGAGCUCCUGUUCAAAGUGUUGGUGAUCGGGGACCUGGGCGUCGGCAAGACGUCCAUCAUCAAGCGCUACGUGCACCACAUCUUCUCGCAGCACUACCGCGCCACCAUCGGCGUCGACUUCGCCCUCAAGGUGCUCCAGUGGGACCCGGACACCGUUGUGCGCCUGCAACUCUGGGACAUAGCAGGACAAGAGCGCUACGGCAACAUGACGCGCGUCUACUACCGGGAAGCAGUCGGCGCGCUGGUGGUCUUCGACAGCACGCGAGCGUCCACGUUUGACGCCGUGCUCAAGUGGAAGGACGACCUGGACUCCAAGGUGACACUGAACAACGGGAAGCCUGUUCCCGCGGUCCUCUUAGCUAACAAGGCCGAUCAAGCGACGUGCCAGCAGCUAAGACUGGACACCUUCUGCAGGGACAACGGCUUCGUCGGCUGGUUCCUGACCUCGGCCAAGGAAAACAGCAAUAUUGAAGAGGCCGCUCACUGCCUGGUGGAACACAUCGUGAGCAACGAGGAGACCCACCCAAUGGAGCGGGAGCCUCCCACCCUGGUGCUGUCGGCGUACCCCACCGCCACCAAGGAGCAGCUCAGCUGCUCGUCGUGUCCCAAGUGACCACUCCCGCUUGCCGGGCCAAUCAACGACAAGCAGGAAGUGGACGCCCAUCAGGGAUGACAGCAGAUUGCUUUAAAAAAAAAUAUAUAUAUAUAUAUAUAUAUUUAUCAUUCAAAUGAAUGCAUUUUAAUAUGGAAUGUCCCAACGUUAGUGUUAAGUUAUAUCAAAGUGUUGUUUUAUAAUGAGCGGGAUUAACUAUUAAACAUAAACUGUAUUAAUGGCAAGAUGAUUCUAUUGACUCAUAUGAAGGCGUGUUAAGCAUUGUGAUGCAACACACUGGUAACGGUUGACUGAAUGUGCCACACUGCUCAUGCAAUCCACUCGAUUCGACUUAUGCUGCGACCAUUGUUCUUCUUUUCGUUGAUGACUGCUGUGGAGGCACAGCCACCGGACCCUUUGUUAGGUACACUUGCACAAUCUCUUUAAGUCUCUCCGUAAGUUGCGCAGUUGAGCACAAGUGGACCCUGUUGCUG
Messenger RNA from Syngnathoides biaculeatus (alligator pipefish), 1263 nucleotides. It is a transcript of the gene rab38c, whose product is annotated as RAB38c, member of RAS oncogene family. The transcript has 4 exons. Lineage: Eukaryota; Metazoa; Chordata; Actinopteri; Syngnathiformes; Syngnathidae. The record is from RefSeq and is a predicted model, not a curated record. Bases 170 to 790 code for a protein of 206 amino acids. Gene Ontology annotation, molecular function: GTP binding; GTPase activity. Gene Ontology annotation, cellular component: trans-Golgi network; vesicle; Golgi apparatus. Gene Ontology annotation, biological process: vesicle-mediated transport.